Molecule: messenger RNA, 1255 nt
Organism: Brachypodium distachyon (stiff brome)
Lineage: Eukaryota; Viridiplantae; Streptophyta; Magnoliopsida; Poales; Poaceae
Product: peroxidase 11
Exons: 4
Coding region: 75-1079 (334 amino acids)
Biological process (GO): response to oxidative stress; hydrogen peroxide catabolic process
Molecular function (GO): peroxidase activity; heme binding
Source: RefSeq, a predicted model, not a curated record
CUGCAGAGCAAGAAACUUGCCACAAAAACAUCUGAACUGUCCAAAAAGAAAGGAACAGCUAAAACUAGGUCAGGAUGGCUACAGGUGUGUUAUGCUCCAGGGCGUUUGCUCUCUUCAUGUGCUGCACUCUCCUGGCAGUGCCAUUGCUGCUGGCUCAGGACCCGUUGAACCUGAGCCUAGAGCACUACUCGAAGACAUGCCCUAAUGUGGAGCAUGUCGUCCGGACUGAGAUGGAGUGCGCUGUGCGUGACGAACCACGCAACGCCGCAUUGAUGCUUCGCCUCCAUUUCCAUGACUGUUUCGUACAGGGAUGUGAUGGAUCGGUGCUGCUUGAUGACACGGCAACCAUGAUCGGAGAGAAGCAGGCAGACCAGAAUGUGAACUCGUUGAAAGGAUUUGAAGUGGUUGACAAGAUCAAGGAGAAGCUGGAAGCUGAAUGCCCCGGAACAGUUUCCUGUGCAGACUUGCUUGCCAUUGCAGCGAGGGACGCAGUUGUCUUGGUCGGUGGGCCUUACUGGGAUGUCCCAGUAGGAAGAUUGGACUCCAAGAAGGCAAGUCUUGACCUUGCAAACAAUGACAUCCCCACCGCUCAGCAGGGUCUUGUCACCCUUAUUUCCAAGUUCUGGGAGAAGGGCCUUGAUGCCACUGACAUGGUGGCCCUUGUCGGAUCCCACACGAUUGGUUUUGCCCGGUGCGCCAACUUCCGGGACAGAAUAUAUGGCGACUUUGAGAUGACAACCAAGAAUAGCCCUGUUUCUGCAACCUACCUCAGCAAGCUGAAGGAAAUCUGCCCCUUGGAUGGUGGUGACGACAACAUCAGUGCCAUGGACAGCCAUACUUCCUCGACCUUCGACAACGCCUACUUCGAGACCCUCAUCAAGGGCGAGGGCCUCCUGAACUCUGACCAGGAGAUGUGGUCAAGCAUCGCCGGGUACUCCACAGCUGAUACUGUCAACAAGUACUGGGCUGACCCAGAGCUGUUUUUCAAGCAGUUCUCAGAUUCCAUGGUGAAGAUGGGCAACAUCACCAACCUUGAAGGCGGCGAGGUCAGGAAGAACUGCAGAUUUGUGAACACAUGAGCCGAAGAUUGAUAGUUGAUGCCUGUCUGAAAAUAAGAACGUACUGGUCUGUUAUAGGUAUAUCGUCGUUGCACUAUAAAAAAAUUGUUUGGCCAUAUCGCAUACUGCAGAUAUAAUCAUGUAUUUCAGAGUUUUGCACAAUCUGUUAUGUAAACGUCAGCAAUGGAUUAUGAUUA